AUAAGUUCUAAUAAGCAAAAGCCAGCACCUACUACCACUAUUAUUAUUAUUAUAGAGUGUUAAAGUAAUUAACCAAAAAUUCAAUCAUUUCAGAUUGAUUCAGUUUCAGACACUCCGAAACCAAAAACGACAUGUCGUUCUCGUGUGGGCUAGAGUGCGUGGUGUUAAUAGGUUGUUCGCGGUGGGCGUGGAAGCGGUGCACAUACAUAGGCUCAGACGACAGCGCCACGUGGCCGACAGCAACGCCAGACGAGUUCGACCCCAUCCCACGUAUCUGUCGCAUAAUCCUCGCCGUCUACGAAUCGGACCUCCGAAACCCGCAGUGGGCGCCCUCGGGCGGGUACAGGCUCAACCCGGACUGGGUCAUCAAGCGGGUCACCUACGAGCAAACCCAGGGGCAGGCGCCGCCGUACCUGAUCUACUGCGAUCAAGAGCACCGCCAGAUCGUGCUGGCGAUUCGCGGCCUCAACUUGGUGAAGGAGAGCGAUUACAAGACCCUCUUGGAUAAUCGGCUGGGGAAGCAAAUGUUUGACGGCGGCUACGUACACCACGGCCUUUUGAAGUCGGCGGUGUGGCUGUUGAAUGAGGAGUCGGAGACUUUGAAGCGGCUUUGGGUGGAGAAUGGGUCGGAGUAUGAGAUGGUUUUUGCGGGUCACUCGCUCGGGUCAGGUGUGGCGGCGCUGUUGACGGUGAUCGUCGUCAACCACCGGGACAGGUUGGGUGGGGUUCCCAGGGAGAUGAUUCGGUGCUAUUCGGUGGCGCCGGCGAGGUGUAUGUCUCUCAAUUUGGCCGUCAAGUACGCUGAUGUCAUUUACUCUGUUGUCUUGCAGGAUGAUUUCUUACCGAGAACACCCACCCCCUUGGAAGAUAUAUUCAAGUCAGUCUUUUGCUUGCCGUGUUUGUUAUUUCUGGUUUGCUUGAGGGAUACCUUCAUACCAGAAAAUAAAAAGCUUGGGGAUCCAAGAAGACUUUACGCACCUGGAAGAAUGUAUCAUAUUGUAGAGAGAAAAUUUUGCAGAUGUGGGAGGUUUCCUCCAGAGGUCAGAACGGCAAUUCCUGUUGAUGGGAGAUUUGAACAUAUUGUCUUGUCAUGUAAUGCAACAUCAGAUCAUGGAAUUGUUUGGAUAGAAAGGGAAGCAGAAAAGGCGCUACAAAGAAUGAGGGAAAGCAGUUCUGAGACCCCAACAACUCCUCCGAAGGUACAGAAACUCGAGAGGCUGCAGACUAUUGAAAUAGAACACAAAAAUGCACUGGAAAGAGCUGUCAGUUUGAAUAUACCCCAUGCUGUGAUCAACCCUGAGGAGGUACCCUCUCAUGAGAACGGACCAGAGCCUUCAGCGAGUCAUAGUGAGGAUGCCUUGGAAACAAAGUCAGUGCCCAUCAGUGGAACAAGUAACUGGGAUGAAGUGGUUGAAAAGCUUUUCAACAAGGAUGAGUCAGGAGAACUACAUCUAAAGAGCGAAGCAAAAGCUCUAAAAUAGCAGCAAUUAUUCUUUUCGCCAUUUUUGUUUCCUCAUUGUUGUAAGUUUGAGGUUAGGAGUGUUGGUAUUUGUUUUUUGGUUCUUCUCUUACACAUUUGUACAUCUUGUAGAAAGAAUUAUCAUGAUUACAUACCCCAUUUUCACCAGCCACAAAGGGAAAUACCAUUUUAGGAAAGAAAGGAAAAGAGAUACCCUAAGAAAUAUUUUAGCGGGCUUGUUGCCUAGAGUUUUUUGUACUGUUUUGAUGUUUUAUAAAUAUUGGAUUGACACCA
Quercus robur (English oak) is the source of this 1753-nucleotide messenger RNA. RefSeq lists its product as uncharacterized. The transcript has 5 exons. NCBI's taxonomy places the organism in Eukaryota, Viridiplantae, Streptophyta, Magnoliopsida, Fagales, Fagaceae. Gene Ontology annotation, biological process: lipid catabolic process. The coding region runs from base 132 to 1481 and encodes 449 amino acids. The record is from RefSeq and is a predicted model, not a curated record.